Molecule: messenger RNA, 781 nt
Organism: Cornus florida
Lineage: Eukaryota; Viridiplantae; Streptophyta; Magnoliopsida; Cornales; Cornaceae
Product: probable histone H2A variant 3
Exons: 2
Coding region: 88-492 (134 amino acids)
Cellular component (GO): nucleosome
Molecular function (GO): protein heterodimerization activity; structural constituent of chromatin; DNA binding
Source: RefSeq, a predicted model, not a curated record
GGUCCCGCAUCGUUCGCGACUCUCUCUCUCUCUUCUCCCUCUCUCCUCUCCGAAGUUGAUUCGUCGGUGACAAGACUCGCGGCAAAAAUGUCAGGAAAAGGCGCGAAAGGUUUGAUUAUGGGGAAAACCCCGGCUGGAAACAAGGACAAAGACAAGAAAAAACCCGUCUCUCGCUCCUCUCGUGCUGGUCUUCAGUUCCCUGUGGGUCGGAUUCAUCGUCUCCUGAAAUCAAGGGCCACAGCUAGCGGGAGAGUUGGUGCAACGGCUGCUGUGUAUUCUGCAGCCAUCUUAGAGUACUUGACUGCUGAAGUGUUGGAGUUGGCGGGUAACGCAAGCAAGGAUUUGAAGGUGAAGCGUAUCACUCCUCGGCAUUUGCAGCUUGCAAUACGGGGUGAUGAAGAACUUGACACCCUCAUUAAAGGAACCAUAGCCGGCGGUGGUGUAAUCCCACACAUCCACAAGUCACUCAUCAACAAGUCAUCAAAGGAGUAACUUCUUAAUGAUAAUCUGCUUUCAUGCCGUGUGCUGAAAUACUGGAUGUCAUGUAGUGAAUAGUAUUGGUUUACUAUUUUAGUUGUGUAGUAUGUAUAUUUUAGAUUUUCUAUUGGUGGCUAGUUGGUAUUUAAAAAAUAAAAAAAAUAAAAAAAGAAGAAGAAAAGCUGAUUGGGACAGCUAUCAUUCUCUGUUCUGUUAUUGAUCGCAUGGGUUGCAAAGUUGGUUUGGUGACGUAAUUGUAAUGAAUAUCUUGAACCCUAAUAUAUUUAUUUAUUAAUUUUCGUUA